This is a messenger RNA of Schistocerca cancellata (South American locust), 6302 nucleotides long. Its product is annotated as multidrug resistance-associated protein 1-like. Gene Ontology annotation, cellular component: membrane. The transcript has 32 exons. The record is from RefSeq and is a predicted model, not a curated record. Bases 93 to 4736 code for a protein of 1547 amino acids. Gene Ontology annotation, biological process: transmembrane transport. Gene Ontology annotation, molecular function: ATP binding; ABC-type transporter activity; ATP hydrolysis activity. Lineage: Eukaryota; Metazoa; Arthropoda; Insecta; Orthoptera; Acrididae.
CAGAAAGUGGUUACGUCGCUGCGAUAGAUACCAUGUGCAGAUGGCGAUAAAGAAGAAAAAGUACAAAUUGCAGUGUACAACAGAAAGCCAACAUGACAUUUGAAUCUAUAGACCAUUUCUGUGGUUCAAAUUUUUGGGAUACUAACUUAACAUGGUAUACAGAAGAUCCUGAUUUGACAGAAUGCUUCCAGAAGACUGUCCUGGUUUGGGUGCCUUGCGUUUUUCUCUGGAUGUUUUCUGCUUUGGAAACCUAUUAUCUGUUAAGCAGUAAAACAAGAAAUGUUCCAUGGAACUGGCUUAAUGCAACAAAACUAGUCAUUACACUAACUUUGGUUAUACUUACAAUAGCAGAUUUGGGGAAUGCAUUUCAUCUGAUUUCACUGAAUGAGGAUGUGUACUCAGUAGACAUAUUCGUACCCAUAAUCAAAAUUAUGACAUUUUGCCUUGCUGGUGUUCUUCUAUUCUACAAUCGAAAAAGAGGCAUGCAAACAUCAGGAUUACUGUUCCUAUUCUGGUUACUCCUUGCAAUUUGUGGUGCAGUACAGUACCGUGCACAGAUAACAUUAAACAAAAUGAAAAUUAAUGAAGCACCAGAUGAAUUUGAACCAGCAUUUUCAUUCAUUUCAUACAUGAUAUAUUAUCCACUAAUACUGGUAAUGUUAGCUCUGAGCUGCUUUGCUGAUGCUGCACCAAGAUCUUCUGAAUAUGCUAAUGUUGAGAAACCGUGUCCUGAGGGAAGUGCAUCAUUCCUCUCAAGAAUUCUGUAUACGUGGUUUGAUAGUUUCGCUUGGAAGGGUUUCAGGAAGCCACUGGAAAUGAAAGAUUUAUGGGAUAUGAAUCCAGAAGACACUGCUAGUGAAGUUCUGUCUCAUUUUGAUAAGCACUGGGAAAAGACUCUGCAAAAGACAACUAAUGCCCAUGCUCCAAAAGCAUCAUUUGACAAGAAUUCUGCUAAUGUUGACUUUGUGGGAACACAAUAUAAAAGGAAACACCAGGCUUCUACUAUCCUACCAGCUAUUUUCAAGGCAUUUGGACCAACAUUUAUUUUUGGUGCUUGCCUCAAGCUUGUACAAGAUAUACUCAUGUUUGUGAAUCCCCAGAUAUUAAAGUUGCUCAUCUCCUUUGUGGAAGGAAAUGAGCCUAUGUGGAAGGGAUACACCUAUGCAGGUCUUAUGUUUGGAACCGCAGUGGUGCAAACUUUGGUGCUGGCACAGUACUUUCAUCGUAUGUCCAUUGUUGGUCUCCGUGUCAGAACUGCAAUGACAGCAGCAAUUUACAGAAAAGCACUUCGUAUGUCAAGCUCAGCUAGAAAGGAAUCAACAGUUGGAGAAAUUGUUAAUUUGAUGUCAGUGGAUGUCCAAAAACUUAUGAAUCUUACCAACUAUCUGAAUAUGAUUUGGUCUGCUCCUUUACAGAUUGGACUAGCACUGUAUUUUCUGUGGGAUAUCUUAGGUCCAUCUGUGCUUGCUGGUCUGGCUGUCAUGAUAAUUGUGAUACCGAUUAAUGCAUGUAUAGUAAACAGAGUGAAAACACUUCAGAUGCGACAAAUGAAAUAUAAAGAUGAAAGGGUUAAAGUUAUGAAUGAAGUUCUAAAUGGCAUGAAAGUCUUAAAAUUGUAUGCUUGGGAGCCAUCAUUUGAAAAAGAGGUUUCAAGAAUAAGAAACAAAGAAAUAAAAGUACUGAAGCAAUUGGCAUAUCUCACUGCAGUAACAUCAUUUGUAUGGUACUUUGCUCCUUUCUUGGUAUCUCUACUCUCCUUUGCAUCAUUCAUACUUUCAAGGGAAGAGAAUGUGCUGGAUUCAAAAACAGCAUUUGUAUCAUUGUCAUUGUUUAAUAUUCUACGUUACCCAAUGUCGAUGCUUCCUGUGCUGAUUUCCAAUUUAGUGCAGGCAAAUGUGUCUAUAAAGAGAAUGAAUAAAUUCAUGAAUAGUGAAGAACUAGACCCCAAUAAUGUUACUCAUGAUUAUUCUGACAUGGCAGAAUAUCCUCUUGUCAUGGAAAAUGGUACCUUCAGCUGGGGCCCUGAUGAAAAUCCAGUAUUGCGAAAAAUCAAUCUGCAUAUCAAACAAAGUUCAUUGGUAGCUGUUGUUGGAACUGUUGGUUCAGGAAAGAGUUCACUGAUAUCAGCAUUUCUUGGUGAAAUGGACAAAAUUACUGGCAGGGUUAACACCAAGGGCUCAAUUGCUUAUGUACCACAGCAGGCAUGGAUACAGAAUGCUACUUUGAAGGAUAACAUUUUGUUUGGUAAAUCCCUAGAGCAGUCCUCAUACCUACAAAUAAUAGAUGCAUGUGCCCUUAAACCAGAUCUGCAGAUCCUUCCAGGUGGUGAUCAGACAGAAAUUGGAGAAAAGGGUAUAAACUUAAGUGGUGGUCAGAAACAGAGAGUCAGCUUGGCUAGAGCAGUUUAUAGUAAUGCUGAAAUAUAUUUUUUGGAUGAUCCUCUUAGUGCUGUUGACAGUCAUGUUGGAAAGCACAUCUUUGAAAAUGUGAUUGGACCAACAGGUUUACUGAAAAAGAAGACAAGAGUUCUGGUGACACACAGUAUAACAUUCCUGCCAGAAGUUGACCUCAUUGUAGUUCUAAAAGAUGGUGAAGUUACUGAAACAGGUGCUUAUAAGGAGUUGCUUGAAAAGAAGGGUGCGUUUUCAGAGUUCCUUGUCCAGCAUCUUCAGGAGGCUGACACAGAAGGAGGAGAUAAUGGAGAGCUUGAAGAGAUCAAACAGCAAUUAGAGACUGCAAUUGGUGCUGGAGAACUAUCUCAAAAAUUGAAGCAGACAAGAUCACAAAUUUCAGAAAGUCACAGUGAGAGUGGCUCAGUCGAUGAUAAAAAUUCACUGUCAAUGUCAGGAUCAGUAUGCAGGCAAAAUGCAAUAGAGAGCAGCACUGAAAAAAGUAACAGCCUUAAAACAGCUGGUUGUGUUGAGAAGAAUAAUGUACCUGUUAAAUCAGUGCAACCUGGGAAGAAGCUAACAGAAACUGAGAAAGCUGAAAUAGGAAGUGUGAAAUGGGCAGUUUACUCUCAUUACUUGAAAGCUGUGAGCAUCUUUCUAUCAUUGGCCACAAUAUUAUUUAAUGUUUUGUAUCAAGCAUUUUCAAUUGGUACAAAUUUCUGGCUCUCUGUCUGGUCAAAUGAUGCAGAUUAUAUUGCUAACACUUCAGACACCACCAAAAGGGAUCUCUAUUUAGGUAUAUAUGGAGCAUUGGGUUUUGGGCAAGCUGUUGUCUCCUACUUUACUAUUCUACUGCCAUUGCUGGGAUUUUGUCACGCAGCCAAAGCAAUGCAUGCAACAUUGUUGAAUGGGAUUAUGCGUGCGCCACUUAUGUUCUUCGAUACAACACCCAUUGGCCGAAUAAUCAGCCGCUUCUCAAAAGAUAUUGAUAUCAUGGACACUACAAUACCUUACCAGAUGGCUGAUUGUCUCUCUUGUGUUUCUCAGGUACUGUCAAUCAUAAUUGUUAUCAGCUGUAGCACUCCAAUAUUUAUGAUACUUCUUUUACCAAUUGGACUUCUAUACUAUUUCAUGCAGCGUUUUUAUGUAGCAACAUCCAGGCAGCUCAAACGGCUUGAAUCAAUUUCCAGAUCACCAAUAUAUUCCCAUUUUGGGGAAACAGUCACAGGUGCUUCAACCAUCCGAGCAUAUGGUGUGCAGCAGCAGUUUAUCUGGGAAAAUGAGAAUAAGGUGGAUGAGAAUCAAGUGUGUUAUUAUCCCAGCAUUAUUGCAAACAGAUGGCUUGCAGUCAGAUUAGAGAUGAUUGGCAAUUUAAUAAUUCUAUUUUCAUCGCUGUUUGCAGUAUUGGGCCAUGAUUCCAUAAAUGCUGGUAUUGUGGGAUUAUCUGUCAGUUAUGCUCUCCAGGCAACACAAACUCUGAACUGGCUGGUAAGAACAAUGUCAGAUGUAGAGACAAAUAUUGUGGCAGUGGAGAGAAUAAAAGAAUACAGUGAAAUUCCUCAGGAAGCACCAUGGGAAAUACCUUCAACACUACCACCGAUUGACUGGCCUUCAAAAGGGGAAGUGCAGUUCAAAGACUACAAAAUGCGCUACAGGGAAGGCCUUGAUUUGGUAUUACAUGGAAUCACUUUCAGUGUGUCUGGAGGAGAAAAGGUUGGAAUAGUUGGCAGAACUGGAGCAGGCAAGUCUUCACUGACAUUAGCACUGUUCCGCAUCAUAGAACCAGCUGGUGGCUCAAUUGAGAUUGAUAAUGUCGAUGUAACCAAGCUGGGAUUAUAUGCUCUGCGGUCAUGUCUCACUAUCAUCCCUCAAGAUGCAGUUUUAUUUUCUGGGACAUUGCGUCUCAAUCUUGAUCCUUUCAACAAGCAUUCAGAUGAGGAAGUAUGGCAUGCACUUGAACAGGCACAUUUGAAGACUUUUGUGGAAGGCCAUGCUGCAGGCCUCAGUCAUGAGGUUACUGAAGGUGGUGAGAAUCUCAGUGUUGGGCAACGUCAGCUGGUCUGCUUGGCCAGAGCCCUAUUGCGUAAGACAAAAGUGUUGAUUCUAGAUGAGGCUACGGCUGCUGUUGACCUUGAGACUGAUGACUUGAUACAGCAAACAAUACGCACAGAAUUUGAACAGUGCACAGUCCUGACAAUUGCUCAUAGGUUAAACACAAUCAUGGAUUACAACAGAAUUAUUGUGUUAGACAAAGGAAAAGUAGUAGAAUUUGAUUCACCUCAGUCACUGUUGGAAGACAGGACCUCUAUCUUCUACAGCAUGGCCAAGGAUGCAGGCUUAGUGUAACUAAAACAAACAGAAUAUAUAUCAAGUAGAAGAGAACAAAAACCAUAUGUUCCUCCAGUUCAUAAAAUCCAUCGUAUCCAGCUGUUUAUUCCAAGAGAAGCAUGGUUAGCUGUAAACAGUUUAAUGAUUUCCAGAAGAAACUAUGUAUGGACACAAACAUACUUUUUGCCAGUAUUGUGUUUUUGUUCAGGACAUAGAAAACAGUACAAAAUCAAGAAUAACAGAUGCUACUUGACAUCCAUCAUUUAUCUUCAUAAUCGUAAAUGAUUGUUUAAUUUAAUGCUGUACAUGAUAUUUUGAAGCAAGAAUUUGCCAAGAUUAUCAAGAAACAAGCUCUUUUUCUCAGCUUCACCACAGCACAUUUUUUAAUCACAUUUAACCUUCCAGCACUUGAUAAGUUAUCCAUUUUAGCACAUAUUUUGCAGAGGGAUGUUACUAAUACCAAUAAGUUAAUACAGUAUGUUUCUUGGUGAUCUUGCUUCCAUAGCCAUGUAAACUUUAGGCAUCCUGUGUACAAGAUGCCUAUGUUCAUUUUCUUUUAUAUUAGUGACUCAAUGACUCUUUUGUAACUCACCUCUCAUAAUAUUGGUCCUUGCAGUUUUAAUUCCACCAUGUCUUCUGUUACGGUCUUUUUAUCUGGUAUAGGCAAAUAUAACUAUUUUUUAUGAUGACAAUGACAGUGGUAGGUGAUAAAUCAAUUUACUUCCUGCACUUAAAUUGAGAAAUCCAAAGCAUUAAAAUGGCACUUUGUUGUUUUAUAUUUUUGGAUAGUUAAUUGAUUCAUUCCAUAGUUCAUUGUAGUAAAUAACAACAACAUUGGGAAGUGUAGCUUCUGAUUUCCAUACUGAUGUUAAACUACAAUGUGAAAGCCUUGUUGCUGGUGGCAGAUGUGAUACAUCAUCCUCUUUUGUGUUUUAUUGCAUUAGUUAAUACAAAAGUACUUAUUUAUUUUGUAUUCAUCCGUGUCAAUUUUGUCAGUGACACAUUACAUCACAGGACAUUUAUGUAAAUGUAUAUGCAUUAUUAACAAUAUUAUGAAAAUGAAAGUUGCCACUCACCAUAUAAUGGAGAUGCUGGUGUGUGUGUGUGUGUGUGUGUGUGUGUGUGUGUGUGUGUGUGUGUGUGUGAUCUGUUUCUGAUGAAGGCCUUACUGGCCAAAAGCUUUAUUUGUGGCAUUCUUUAUGUUGUGUCUAUCUGUGACUCAGCAUCUCCACUAUAUGGUGAGUGGCAACUUUCCUUUUCAUAAUACUGUUACAUUCCAUCCUGGAUUUUCCAUUAUACGAAUUAUUAUUACUAUUAUUGUCAGACACUGAUGGCAAAUAUGUGUUUGUGAUGUAUAUUGUGUGCUUGAAAAGCAGGCCUUCAUUCUCUGGUGUGUCAGAGGAAAAUAAGUGCCGGCUGCAAGUAAUACUGAGUAUUUGUGAGAAUAUUUUGUCUUGAUGUUGUGAUAGACUAUGUAAUUCAUUAACUGCCUUAGAUGAAUUCCCAUAAAUUGUGAUAUCUGAAGCCUAUGCAUGCAACUGUGAUUGUACAGUUCAUUCUCAUUUCAGAAAAUAUGUUUUUUGG